Messenger RNA from Durusdinium trenchii, 1038 nucleotides. Lineage: Eukaryota; Dinophyceae; Suessiales; Symbiodiniaceae. The record is from the annotation of a GenBank genome assembly.
AUGCUGCCCAUCCGCGUCUCCUACGACCCCAAGGAGCCAUACAUGGACAUCGCCUCGCGAGUGGCCACGUCAACGAUCAACGUGCAGCGCUACAACAUGGCGCCCUUCAUUCAGAUCGUGAAUGAGACACAGCCGCACUAUCCUACUACUGACCCUUCCAGGAACCCGGUGUAUCAGUCCAUGGUUGAUGUCGUCCCGCGAGACGACGACAGUGAAGAGGUCGGCCUGAAGGGCGUCUUGGACCUUUUCCUUUUCGCCAACACCAGGAAUGGACAGAUCUUCCGGCUCGAUGGGGUCUUCAACACGACGGUCCUCACCAAGCAGACGGUGCGGCUGAUUCUGAUGCACGUGAAGGCCAUCACCAUGUGGGCGGCGCGGGAUGCCAACUUGCCGAUCCCGAGGCUCCUGGCGACCUAUGAGCGCGCGCAGGAGGCGAGGGACAUGGACAAGGGCGUGGUGCUCACGCAUAUCAUGGUAAAGGGCAAGACAGGCUUGCCAUCGAUUGCCUCCAUGUCCAGCGGUUUGGAGCUGAACCUGUCGGACGAGCAGCAGAACGUGCGCGCCGCCCGCCGCUUCAAGCUUCAUUCGGCGCUGGAGAUGGGCGGGGACAUCCCGCAGAACCUCAUGAAAUCUGCGGUGCUGCCUGUGCCACUCCAGCCAAAGGCCAAGGCCCGUGCGCCGGCACGCUGGAGUGAGCAGCUGGCGAAGGUCGACCGGCCGGCGGCGACGCAAGCCGCAGCGCAACCGGCGAUGUCGAUCCUGGCACCGCAGGCUGCUGAGACAUCUGUGCAGGUGAGCAAAGCGCCGAAGCUGUCGGUGGAAGAGGAGGUGGCACACCGUCGAGCAGAAGCGCAAAAGCGACGGGAACGGAGUUAUCAAGUUGCGGCUACUUGGGCACAGACGCAACGUGACAGCGAGCUGAUCCCGCUGGGAGAGGCGAAUCCUUUCGAUGAGGCCGACGCCUUCCCACGGGGCGCCCGCCGCCGCGGCUUCGCGGCCUUCGCGGCGCGGAGCCGCGCGGAGCAGCUGGCGCGCUGA